CAUUCAGACGCAAGCCGCAGUACACCACCAAACCCCAUCCCGCUCCGCCGGCGACGAUGGCGACCCCGCCGCCGCGGUGGCCGCCGGGCUUCCGCUUCAGCCCCACCGACGAGGAGCUCGUCCUCUACUUCCUCAAGCGCCGGAUCGCCGCCGCCCGCCCCACCCCCUACAUCGCCGACGUCGACGUCUACAAGUCCCACCCCUCCCUCCUCCCCGAGAGGUCGGCGCUGCGCACCGGCGACAAGCAGUGGUUCUUCUGCAGCCGGCUGGACCGCAAGUACCCCAACGGCUCGCGCGCCAGCCGCACCACCGCCGACGGCUACUGGAAGGCCACGGGCAAGGACCGCGCCAUCUGCAACGGCGGCCGCGCCGUGGGGAACAAGAAGACGCUCGUCUACCACCACGGCCGCGCGCCGCGCGGCCAGCGCACCGACUGGGUCAUGCACGAGUACACCCUCCUCCCCGACGCGCUCCCGCACGCCCGCGAGCCAUUCGCGCUCUACAAGCUCUUCGAGAAGAGCGGCGCCGGGCCCAAGAACGGCGAGCAGUACGGCGCGCCCUUCCGGGAGGAGGACUGGCUUGACGACCACGACGCCAACCUCCUCGUCCAGCUGCCCCUCGCCACGGAGCCCGCUGCUCACCCUUCCACCACCGCCGCCACCGUGCCUAGGGCCGCCACCCUGCUGAUUGGGGAUCUGGAGCUGCCCCUGUUGCAAAACGGAGACGACCCCCCAACCACCGACCACCCACCAUCAUCUAUCUCCACACCAGUCUCUUCCCAAAUUCCGCUACAGCACGGCCGAACCUGGCCCAGCGAUGACGCUACAACCAGCAGCCGCGCCAUGCCAGCGGCGGCGGAGAACGCCGAGCUCCCCCUGGGGGAUCUGGAGGGGCUUCUCAUGCAAAUAUCAGACGACCAGCGCGCCGCCAAUUCGUUCCAGGAGUUCUCUGCAUCCGUGCCCCAGCUGCAGCUUCAGCACGAUGAUCACCAGCCCUCGCCCAACACUGACAUGGAGGAGAUCAGUGUCGCAGAUUAUGCCGCUAGUAGUGGCGUUGCGGACGCAUCUGAGUGUGCUGGCAGUGGCACUGAGCUUCCCUUUGGGGAUCUUGAAGGGCUUUUGUUGCAGCUAGAGAAUGACCAGGAAAACAUUGAGCCACUGACAGAGGCAGAUUUCUCCGCACCAGUUCCUCAUCACGGCUUCCAUCAGGCUGGCGUUGGAGAUUUCCAAGGAUGUCCUGGCGCUGUAUUCAGCUCUGUAGAUCCUUCUUCCGUAUUGCAAGAGAGCACAAAUCUUGGUCCACAAUGUGAGCCCAGUAAUCAUAUUGCACAGUCUGCUCUCACCAACAUGCCAUUGAGUUGGGAAACAAACUGCACUGAAGAAACUAGUGCCCUGCGAUCUGUAUCAGGGUUGGCUAGUUACGACAGUCAGGAUGCUGAUGACGAGUUCCUUGAAAUCAACGAUUUCUUUGAUCUUGAAGACGCAGGGCAGGGUGUGAACUGUACUGCAACUGAGCACUUGAUUUCUGCAUCGAAUGGGAUGUAUGAUAGUAUGGAGUACGCUGAUGCUUCAAUGUUUCUUCCUGGCUCAUUUGACACAGCUGGAGUGGGGACUGAAAACCAAAAUGGUUAUCUUGGCGAUAAUGGAUCCCAGAACCAGGCCUUUCACUACACAUCUGAAUCAUGGACACAGAACCAGGUUGCUCUUAAUGUGCGGAACAGCAUGCAGCAUAACCAUGUCAUCUUCUCCUCACACGCAUCAGGCACCUCCAAUAUUCAUACGAUGAAUGAGGAACCAUCUAACCGGAAUCCACAGGAUUCACAAUCAUGGUUCAACACAGCUGUAUCAACCUUGCUGGACGCAGUCCCUGCCGGUCCAGCUUUGGCUGCUGAAAGCAAUGUCCUGAACAGAACACUCCAACGCAUUUCUAGCUUUAGGUCAGAACAAGCUUCACAUGAAGAACCAAGCGCCCCAGUUAUUCAGCUUAGAAGAAGGGGCGCGGGGCUGAUUUCGGUCUCGCUACUGGUUCUUCUUGCCGCUAUCCUGUGGGCCUUUGCUACUGGCACCGGGUAUGCAAUCAAGUUCUGCAAGGGGUUAUGGAGUUCCUCUUCGACAUGACAGGAUGAGUGGCAAACUUUUCUCUAGUCAUCAUGGUGUCUGGUCUUCGUUGUAACUCCUUUGUCCUCAAUUAGUAGGCAAUUGUUUUUCCAUCAUUCCCAUUGGAAAAGGCAAAGAGGUAGAGACAUUUUCAAAGGAACAUGAUUUGAGGUGUUAGCUUGAAGCUUACGCAGGAGGCGCAGAAACCAAAAAAAAAAAAGGAAAAAAAAUCUGAUGGCAAUAUAAAUAUGACUACUACUUAGCUAUUUCCCUUUUCAACUCGUCUGGUUGUUGACAUUGUAUUACUGAAUGUAAUUGAACCACGAUGAGGGAUGCAACUCCUUCCCUGUGCAUAGUAGUAUUGAUAGUAUGAUUGUGCGCCAGAUUCAUGAUAAUGUUUGAUGAAAAGCAUGUGGAGCUUA
Messenger RNA from Lolium perenne, 2518 nucleotides. RefSeq lists its product as uncharacterized. Gene Ontology annotation, molecular function: DNA binding. Gene Ontology annotation, biological process: regulation of DNA-templated transcription. The record is from RefSeq and is a predicted model, not a curated record. NCBI's taxonomy places the organism in Eukaryota, Viridiplantae, Streptophyta, Magnoliopsida, Poales, Poaceae.